CAGAUAUUUGAAAUAAAAAUGGAAUGAUAUAAGACUGAGGAUGCUGAGGUUUGGUGGACCAGUGCAGAUGCAGAACACGGGGGAUGACAAAUCCUGCAGUUCAUCACAGUCCUGUCAGUUUUUGGACAAAAUGGACAGCAGAGAAACCAGAACUGGAGGAGGGUGUCUGUGUUUUGUUCUCUUUGACUCUGGAGUAAUUCGAAGUUUGCAGUGACCACGUGUGAGUCCACCGCCAUGUCUGAAGCUGUGGUGAUGGAUCUGCCCAUAUCCAACGGCUUCUUGGAUUCAUCAUGUGGUGCAGGCAACAGCAGAGCCUCAGCCAAAGACCACACUGUGGAUCCAAUCAAUGACUCUUCAGAGGAAGAGAUCACAGGGGAAAGAGAAGAGGAGAUCUGUGCUGCUGAUGACGCUGCCAACCAGCGUGCAGACGUCUCUGCUGAAAACGCCUCCAAGACACAAACAGUGAGCACCCAGAGGCCACAUUCCUUGUCAGUGCCGACAGCAGCAGAACUGGGUCUGUGGACAACCCAAGGCAAUGGAGAGGUAAAGCUGAGGAUGGGGGACUCUGGUUUGGCUGCUGAGCCCUCUUUGACCAUCCACCAGAUGUUCACCUCAUCUGUGGAGUGUUUUGGAAACUGCACAGCUCUGAGCUGGAAGGAGGGCGACCAGCAAAAGACCCUAAACUACAGAGAAUACUACCAAGAAUGCCGCACCGCAGCCAAGGGCUUCCUCAAGCUGGGUUUGCAGCGUUGUCAUGGUGUUGGGAUCCUGGGCUUCAACUCAUCUGAAUGGUUCAUAUCCAACAUCGGUGCCAUUUUAGCAGGCGGGUUUGCUGUGGGCAUCUACACGACCAACUCUCCUGAAGCGUGUCAGUAUGUUGCUGAGAACUGCAAGGCCAGUGUUAUUGUGGUGGAGAACCACAAACAGCUGCAGAAGGUCCUCCAGAUUGAAGAUAAGCUGCCGCACCUGAAAGCCAUCGUCCAGUACAAAGAUGCUCUAAAAGAGAAGAAACCAAAUCUGUACACAUGGGCGGAGUUUAUGGAGCUUGGACGUAAUGAGCCAGACACGCCGCUUGACAAGAUCAUUGCCAACCAGAAGCCCAACCAGUGCUGUUCACUGAUCUACACAUCAGGGACCACAGGCCAGCCCAAAGGAGUCAUGCUCAGCCAUGACAAUUUGACAUGGACGGCGCUCGCCAUCAGUCGUCAUGUGCGUCUGACGGAAGCUCCUCGGGCUCAGGAGGUCGUGGUCAGCUACCUGCCAUUGAGCCACAUUGCGGCUCAGAUGGUGGACAUCUGGAUCACCAUGAAGGUUGGAGGAGUGACUCACUUUGCUCAGCCAGAUGCCCUCAAGGGUUCUUUGGUCACCACUAUGAGAGAGGUACGUCCCACAGCGUUCAUGGGCGUGCCACGCGUCUGGGAGAAGAUGCAAGAAAAAAUGAAGUCUGUUGGAGCGAAAUCUUCCACUGUACGCAGGAAAGUGGCAGCCUGGGCCAAAGACGUCGGUCUGCAGACCAACCUUGCCAAAAUGAAUCAAAACGGAGCAGCUGGUCGCACACCGUUAAGUUAUCAAGUAGCUAAGAGGCUUGUAUUCAAAAAGGUUCGCAAGGCCUUGGGUCUGGACCGCUGCAACAAAUGUUACACAGGUGCCGCUCCCAUCACCAAGGAUACCCUGGAAUUUUUCCUUAGCUUGGACAUCCCCGUGUACGAGCUGUAUGGGAUGAGUGAAAGCACUGGACCUCACACCAUCUCCAUUCCUGAUGCCUUCGUGCUCACCAGUUGUGGUAAGGAGAUGCUGGGGUGCAAGACAAAGCUGCACAACCCGGACAAGGAGGGAAAUGGAGAGAUUUGUUUCUGGGGUCGUCACGUUUUCAUGGGUUACCUCAACAUGCCAGACAAGACGGAGGAAGCUCUAGACACGGAGGGAUGGCUACAUUCCGGUGACCUUGGCAAACACGACAAGAACGGAUUCCUCUUCAUAACUGGCAGAAUUAAAGAGCUGAUCAUCACAGCAGGAGGCGAGAACAUCCCUCCUGUCCCCAUUGAAGAUGCCGUGAAGGAGGCUGUGCCGCUCAUUAGCAAUGCCAUGCUGAUUGGAGACAAGAAGAAGUUUCUGUCCAUGCUACUCACCAUCAAGUGCCAGGUUAAUGAGGAAACAGGUGUCCCAGAGGACGAGCUGACACCAGAGGCUGUGGAACUCUGCAAGAAGCUGGGCAGCAACGCCACUCGUGUCUCUGAAAUGGCAGGUGGUCGAGACCGCGUGAUCCAUGAUGCUAUCCAGGAGGGGAUCAACCGAGUCAACGAAAAGGCCAUCUCCAAUGCUCAGCGCAUCCAAAAGUGGAUUGUUUUAGAUCAGGACUUCUCUGUUGUUGGAGGACAGUUGGGUCCGACCAUGAAACUGAAGCGGCCUGUUGUUGGGAAGAUGUACAAGGAACAGAUUGACAACUUUUAUAAAGAGGUGGUAACGCCGACAACUCCAGACAACCCUGUGCCUCCCAAAUAGAGUUGCUCAGGACCUCCGGGAGGAUCCAGGCCAUCCUUAAAAUCUUUGCCCUGUUAAUCCAUGUUGGCAUUUUUUGUUUUUUCCUCCUGUACAUAUGUUUGUUUGCCUUAACGUGAUGAUUGUGUAGUCGUGUUUACAUUUGUGUGCACUGUAGAAAAGAAGAUCCAUAAGAAGCCAUUCUACAAAGGUUGAUGUGUGACUCUGCUAUCAUUAAGGUGAUUACUACCAUUUAUGUGUUUUUGAUAUCCGGCAAAUGUAGACGUAACGGCCAUUCGUGAGAUGUGCUGUUGUUUGGUGUACUGUAAUACUUGAGACAAAAAGGCAGAGCAUCCAAAGCUAUAAGACCAUGAUGCUUUCUGCUGGCAUUCCUCUUUGGAAAAUGUUUUAUUUAUGUUCCAUUUACCAAAGUCGCUGUUUGACGUCAUCCAAAUGAAAACCAUUUGACGUUCAGCAGUUGUUAAUCACUGGCAUAUUUAUUUCUUGUUUUUUUCUCUCUCUCUCUGCAAACCAGGUUUUAGAGUUUAAAGUUGUAAAGCUCAAUGUGAAACUCACUGUCUCACAUUUUAUUCUGUAAGUUGUAUGAAUGCAUUGUUUAAGCCAUAACAUCCAUGCAUUUCUUUUUCUAAAUGAAAACUGUGUUCUUAUAUUCUGUGUGCUAACUACUCUACAGGGGCGUAGCCAGAAACUCUUUUUCUGGGAGCAGAUCCAGUGUCUACUAUAUGUGGCUGUCAUUGCAAUUGAAGCAUUUUGAAAAAUAUUUCAUGAAACAAUUUUUAUAUACACUUUGAAGCAGUACAGUGAUUUUUGAAGCAAUUGUCAUUUAAUGUUUCAUGGAUUUUAAAACCAUGAAAUUUUUUAAAAGUUUGGUUUAAGCAUGUUAAAACACUAUUUUCAGAAAUGAAACAGAGAAACAUUUAUCAAUUGUUUCAUUUAAUACUUCACAGCUUUUGCACCACUGAAUAUUUUAUGAAGCAGUUUUUUCCCCCCACACUUUUGUACAGUCUGAAAUCAUUUUAUGAAUUGCUACAUUUAAGGUUUCAGAUUAUUUGAAACAACUUAAUCAUUUGUUUCAAGCAUUUUGAAACAGGAAAGUCUGCAAAGCCAUUGUUUCAUUUAAUGUUUUAAGCAUUUUCAAACUGAAUUUUUUUUUUUUUUUUUUAAAGUCUUGAACAUAUUGAAAUAGUAAACCAUUUUCUAAAGUAGUUGCUACAUUUAUUGUUUUGGACAUUUCAAAAUGAGUAAUUCUGAAGCUAGUGUUAUUCUGUGUUUAUAGUAUUUCAGAACCGCGGAUUGUUUUCUCUUGCAGUUGAUUCAUUCAGUGUUUCAAACACUCUGAAAUGAUGAAUAUUUUCUCACGUGUUCUGGGCAUGCCAUUUCGAAACAUUUUUAAGAAGCAAGUGCAUCAUUUAGUGUAUAAUGUUACAAAAUGGAUGGCUAAUUUAUUCUGCUCAUCUUGCAAAUGUAGAUUAGCUUACAAGUUGGAGUCCCAUAAUUGAUCAGCAUGUCCUGAAGGGUGUGAUUAUGGAUUUGAAGUUAGACUCUGUCCUAUUGUCACAGCUGAUUUUGAAGGGUUUGGGUUUAAUUUAAUUUAAAUGCGUCAAAUCUGUAAAUUCCAAACAGAGCUGCUUGACCUCUGCAGCUGAUAGACAAUAAGGGUUGUUCAGUCACAGAAUUCUGAUGUGGUCAGUGUCCAGUUCUGGAAAUUUCCACAUACAAACAGCAUAGAACAAAUUCACUGAUUUCAGCAUGUUGUCACGAUGAUUCCUUUUCUGAAGAGGAUGUCUCAUUUGCUACACUGAGCUGAGCAUUACAAACACAGAAUCUUUUAUUAUUAAAGAAUUGUUUCAUUCUAUGUUUCAAAUGUUUUGUAACAAAGGCUCAUUUGUUGUUGUGACCAUUCCAAAACAACCAAUCCUUAUGAAGAAAAGUGAUUCAUUUGCUACUUUGACCAUUUAGAAACACUCAACUGUUUGAAGUCAUUUCAUUUAAGUGUUUUGACACAGUUGUACUAAAACAUUGUUUCAUCUGCUGUUUUAAGCAUUCUGAAACAAUGCAACCUUGUCUGAAGAUAUUGUUUCAUUUGCUACUUUGAGCAUUUGGAAACACCAAAUUACUCUGAAAGCUUUGCUUCACUCCUUUUGAAAUAGUUAAUCAUUAUCUUUUGAAAUUUACUCUAAAAUGCUUUAAAAAAAAUUGCGAAGCAGGGUAUGAGUCUGGUUUCACGUGAUAUUUCUGGUGCUUGUGCGUGUGGCGAGUCAUGAAGCACGCCCCUUAGCUACGCCUAUGCUGCUGUUAAUCUAACCUUCCUUUUACGUGAAACCUUAUAUUUUAUGUUUUGCAUCAUCUCUAUUUUAAUGAUUUUUACAGAGUAACCAGUGCAGCGUCAUUGUCGUGACUCAUAUUUGCCUGUUAAAUAAAGUAGGGAAUGUACAUGUGUAAACAAUGUUAAAACUGUCCUCACUGGUUUGGUGUAGGCCUCACACACAAAUAAUCAAAAUGCUGACUAAAGACAUUGCAAAAAG
Messenger RNA from Thalassophryne amazonica, 5024 nucleotides. RefSeq names its product acyl-CoA synthetase bubblegum family member 2 (gene acsbg2). Bases 235 to 2502 code for a protein of 755 amino acids. The transcript has 15 exons. Gene Ontology annotation, molecular function: long-chain fatty acid-CoA ligase activity. Gene Ontology annotation, cellular component: endoplasmic reticulum; membrane. Lineage: Eukaryota; Metazoa; Chordata; Actinopteri; Batrachoidiformes; Batrachoididae. The record is from RefSeq and is a predicted model, not a curated record.